CAGUUAAUAACUAAACGUAAACGAAAUAGGACGAAUAUACGCAAGUGAAAGUUAUGGGCCAUUAUACGAACGGUGUAGCGAUGAAAUCAAAAAAUUUAUUGGACUUAACGGCCGAAGAGAAGCAAGCAUUCUUGGACUCAUUUGAUAUUGUUCUAUCCGAUUGUGAUGGUGUGUUGUGGACCCUUUCAGCGCCCAUUGCAAAUUCCGGUGAAGCCAUAAAUCUAUUGAAAGCGGCAGGAAAAUCCUUUAAAUUUGUGUCCAAUAAUGAUGGUAUCCGAACCGAUGAAGAUUACAUAGAGAAGGUUAAAAAAAUUGGAGCCAAAGAUAUAGAAGCGAAUGACUUUAUUUUACCCUAUAAAGCAUUGGCCAGAUUUAUGAAAACCAAACACCCCGCUGAGACAUGUUAUUGUACUGGAUCCGAGAUAUUUUCCAAUUCACUUCGGAAGACUGGAGUCGAGGUUGUUAAUGUGACACCCCGUCUUGACAUCAAACCCGCAGAAUUUCGUUAUCUCAAGCCGAUAAAAGAGGCCAAAAUUUUCGUAGUUGACGUCCAUGUUAAUAUGACAUUGGCGGAGUUUGCUUUGAUUCACCAAUAUUUGUUAAAGUAAGAUUGUAGCGUUUACAUUAAUGCCGUCGAUGAUCGUGUGCCCAUAAUGGAGGAUUUGGUCAUUGUGGGCCCGGGGCUAUUUACCAAGGCCAUAACAGAAUUGAGUAACAAAGAUAUGCAGGUGUUCGGUAAACCAAGUAAAUUUUUUGCUGAUUACAUGUCCGAGGAAUUUCAAAUCAAAGAUCGUAAAAGAGGUAUUUUUGUGGGUGAAAAUUUAGAUGCUGAUAUAUUGUUUGCUGCGCGGCAUGGUUUCCAAUCGCUGUUCGUUUUAAGUGGAACUCACAACAAGGAAGAUAUGGGCUUGCUGCCAGUAGAGAAACAACCAGAUUAUUACUGCAAUAGUUUGGGAGACUUUGUAGAGUUUUUUGAAAGUUUGAAAAAUGGAGAUAAAUAAACGUAUAUUUAUACUC
Molecule: messenger RNA, 1017 nt
Organism: Musca domestica (house fly)
Lineage: Eukaryota; Metazoa; Arthropoda; Insecta; Diptera; Muscidae
Product: glycerol-3-phosphate phosphatase
Exons: 4
Cellular component (GO): cytoplasm
Molecular function (GO): phosphatase activity
Source: RefSeq, a predicted model, not a curated record